Molecule: messenger RNA, 1196 nt
Organism: Rubroshorea leprosula
Lineage: Eukaryota; Viridiplantae; Streptophyta; Magnoliopsida; Malvales; Dipterocarpaceae
Source: the annotation of a GenBank genome assembly
ACAGUCCAUUUCUCAAUUUUGGAAUUGGCUAUUAGUUUUCUCUGUUUUGUUCUUAACUGUAAUCUUGUUGCACUUCUCAAUACUCAUCUUCAUCUUUCUCUACUCUCUUGCAUUUUCCAGUUUGUCCAUCCUGCUUAUACUAAGUUGUUAGGACAUCUACGCGUCAAAGCACUAGACAACAUUAAGUCUAGAGUACAAGAGAUGCUAAACAAAGGAGAUGGAUUUGCAGCUUCUGUUCGUACAUGUACUGGUUCUUGUAUGCUCGAGUUUGACCUAGGAUGUGCAGAUGCUGCCAUCAAACAGGCUAACUGGGAUGCUUCAAAAGUCCGAGAAAAAUUUCGUCAUGAUAUUGAUGGCUUGGUAUCAUCCCUAUGCAGUGCAAAGUUAUCAGAAUUGGUAGGAAACUAUAAGAAACAACUUAGUCAAGCACUGAUGAAACCAGUGGAGACAUUACUUGAAGCUGGUGGGAAGGACACAUGGAGUUCAAUAAGAAAGCUUCUCGAACAUGAGACAGAGACUGCUGCUUCAGAGUUUUCAACUGCUAUUUCUGGUUUUGAGUUAGACCGAGCCACAAUCAACAGAAUGGUGCAAGAUUUAGGGAACUAUGCAAGAAAUGUGGUGGAGAAAAUAGCAAGACAAGAAGCUGGAAAAGUUCUGAUCCGCAUGAAAGGUUCUCAACCGUCUUUAAUCAUGGAAAAGGCUCAAUCCCAAGAUUUUGGACAGGAAAAGAAGACAUUAAGACAAUUACAAAGGAUGCCAGAGCUGCGAGUCUCUAAGGCUCUUAUCUGUUAUGGCCGCCAUACGCUUGGAUAAGAACCGGGAUAACAUUGAGAACAUAAUCUUUUCAUGAUUUCAUCCCUCUUAGAAGGAACGUUGGCUGUUUCAUCUUCCCGAAAUAGAAACAUGGUAACAUCUGCAGACGCUCUUGCCUCUAGCACAAGGGAAAAGGUUUCUCCGAAAGAUACUCUGAUUACACCAGUGCAAUGUAAGUCACUUUGGAGACAGUUCAAAACGGAGACUGAGUACACAUUGACUCAAGCUAUCUCAGCAAAGGAGGCUCAUGAGCGUCGUAACAAAUGGUUACCUUCACCAUGGUCAAUUGUUGCAAUUGUUGUCUUUGGGAUUGAUGUCGCAUUUUGGAUGUCGCGAAAAGGUGUGUCAAAGUCCAAGGACGAAAAUAAGCAUUCUGAAAAUCU